This is a messenger RNA of Rubroshorea leprosula, 1749 nucleotides long. NCBI's taxonomy places the organism in Eukaryota, Viridiplantae, Streptophyta, Magnoliopsida, Malvales, Dipterocarpaceae. The record is from the annotation of a GenBank genome assembly.
AGAUUUUUUUACAUGUUGGCAAGUCAAACUUGAACUUUAUGAUAAUGACAUGGAAAAAAAUAAUAAUAUUAUAAAAAAAUUCUCUCUCUUUUUUUUUUUUUUUCUUCUCUUCCCCUUUCUCUCUCCCAUUGAAACCCUUAUUUUUUUUUUCCUUCUCUUUUCCUUUCUCUCUCCCCUUGGAACCCAACAGAAUUCAUCAACAAACAGAAGGGAAACAAAAGGACCUUCAAUGGAACCCACACCUGGGUUCCUUCGAACCCCGACGGGGGUUCCAUGGAACCUAGCGCCUGGGUUGCCUGGAACCUAGGCGCUGGGGUUCCAUGGAAUCCAAUGGCAAAAAAUUAAUUUUUUUUUUUUCUAUGGGUUUUGUUAUUUGAUGAUGAUGAUGAAGAAGAACACAACAAGGGUAAAAAUUGAUUGAGAUGAAUAAAUUGGUUGAGUUGUUAGAGAUUUGCAAAAGUUGAGGGUUCCAUCAAACCCAACAUGCCUAGGGAAGAUAGGAAACUCGUCAUCAAGAAGCCAUGCUUGUCACCGGAAAAGAUUGAAAUCUUCAAAUUUUUGGAUGAUUAUUGGUCAGAGAAGAAUCUUUUGAUUCAUCUGAAACCGGUCGAAAAGUGUUGGCAACCCCAGGAUUUUCUGCCAGAUCCUGCUUCCGAUGGAUUCAUAGAGCAAAUCAAGGAAAUAAGAGAAAGAGUUAAGGAAAUUCCUGAUGAAUAUUUCGUUGUGCUUGUAGGGAAUAUGAUUACGGAGGAAGCCCUCCCAACAUACCAAACAAUGGCCAAUAGGCCUGAGGGAGCUCAAGAUGAAACAGGGGUCAGCCUCAAUCCUUUGUCAAUUUGGACGAGGUCAUGGACGGCUGAGGAGAACCGACACGGUGAUCUUCUCAACAGGUAUCUCUAUCUCUCUGGACGAGUAGACAUGAGGCAAGUUGAGAAGACAGUGCAGUAUCUAAUAGGAUCUGGAAUGGAUACUGGCAUAGGAAACGACCCUUAUCUAUUGCCCAUUUACACGUCGUUUCAAGAGAGGGCAACCGCUAUCUCCCAUGGGAACAUGGGGAGGCUGGCCAAGGAGAAAGGAGACCUGAAAUUAUCUCAAAUCUGCGGCACCAUUGCCGCAGACGAAAAGCGCCACGAGACUGCAUACAGUAAGUUAGUAGGAAAGUUGUUCGAGCUGGAUCCCGACGGAAUUGUCCAGGCGUUUGCCUACAUGAUGUGGAGGAAAAUCACCAUGCCAGGGGAGUUGAUGUAUGACGGCCACGACAACAACCUUUUCAUGCACUUCUCAGCUGUUGCAGGAAGUGUUGGGGUUUAUGCUUUCAGCGAUUAUAUUGAUAUAUUGGAUGUCCUGGUGGAGAAGUGGAAAGUGAAGGAUCUUACUGGACUUUCAGCUGAAGGGCAGGAGGCUCAGGAAUUUGUGUGCGACCAUUUGCCACGGAGACUUAGAAGGCUGGAGGAGAGAGCUGAAAAAAGGGCCAAGAAGAAAAGACAAACUAUUCCAUUUAGUUGGAUCUUCAACAGAGCAGCUUAAAUCCACAAAGAUAUUAUAAAUUUAGAAGAACCAGGCGCUAGAAGUAUCAAAAUCAUAUUUCAUUUUUUCUUCAUAUUGAUGUUAAUUUUCCUUUAUGAGGAUGUGGUGGUUACUAUCAAAGAAAAAAAAGGUGGUAAUGAAAUUAGUGUGGUAACACGUAAGGAAAUAAAAUCCGUCUGCUCCUUAUUGUGAAGAAGCAGGCGCUAGAAGUUUCAAAAUCAU